AGCAGACGCUUUUCUGCUCUCUUUUACUAGUCACACUGUAUUAUAAAGCACUUGUGCUGAAAAUGUUCCAGUUUCGAAUGGUGCUUCUCACCGCCUCAUGACAACUCAGACUCCUCGGUCAGUUAUGAGUUCAUUCAGGGAUGCGUUCUGGGGGCCUACAGGGUUUGAGGAACUACGUCGCCUUUUGAAGCAGGGGGCUGAUUUCUCCAAGGAAGUGGUCAGCAUUUUGCAGGAGCGGUCCGAGUUGGAGGCUGUGCAUGCUAAGAGUUUGACCAAGCUCUCUCAGCGCCUUGCCAGGGCAGCCAGGGAUGCCAUUGGCACAAGUGCCGCAGCUUGGCAGGAAGUGGCCACACAAUUGGAACGGGAGGCCCAGCUUCACAGGGGUCUGUCGCGGGGCCUGUCGGAGGGAGUGUGUGGGCCCCUACGAGCCUCUUGCGAGGCCCAGGCGGGACGGCGCAAGGCUCUCGAGGCAGCUGUGGAGCGCCGUGCACGUGCCGUGCGAGAGCGUCGUGCCCUUCAGGAUCGGACCAAGCGCCAUGCUCACCAUUGUGCCCGGGUCAAUGAGCAGGCCCAGGGGCGUGUGCUCGAACCCCGCUCGCAUCGGGGCAUGCGCCUCCUUACUGACAGAGACCUCCACAAGCUGGAGAGCAAGCGGCGCAAGGCAGAGAGUGCUCUGACCAAGGCUGAGGGCGAAUACUACGGGGCGUGCAUGUCAGCUGAACAGGCACGGCAGGAGUGGGAGACAUUGCUGUUCCAGACUGCUGGCUGGCUGCAGGCUCUGGAGCAGGAACGCCUGGAGGCCCUGCACACAGCAUUGUCAAGAUAUGCCCAGCACUUGUUGCACAAAGCCCCACAGGUGCUGCAGUGUGCCGAGUGUGUGCAGGCACAGACAGCGCAUGUGGAUGCCAAACAGGACAUUGAAGAGGCUGUGCGCCUCAGAGGCACUGCACCCAAUGUGCCUGAGCAGCUGCUACCAGAUUUCUAUGCAGAGGAUUUGUCAAGUCCCAUGCAGCCCCAGAGGCGCAAGGAGGCCCUUGAGAGGCUGCUGCAGCUGCUGCAAAAGGAUCUUGACACAGAGCGGCGAGGAAAACAAGGUGUGGAGUCUUUAGCCCAGGCUUUCAGGGAAUCUCCUCGCUUUGGUGAUGAGGAAGCCCAGCUACGUGUCCAAGAGAAGCUCCAACAGCUUCGGCAAAGCCUGGCGUUCUUGGAGGCAUCACGCCACAAGGUGCAGUGCUGUCUGGCAGGCUUGGAGGGUCAACCAAGGCCACCACAUCCACUGGCUCCACAUUUAGAGCAGCGCAGGGACCGACAGGGUUUGGCGCAGACGGUGCUUAAGAUCCCGCCCUGGCUUCAGCGGCGUUCUUCAAGUGCCGAGGAGUGGGACCGUGGGGCUGCCGACGGGGGUGUUGAGGUCCCCGUGUCACUUGAGACUGAGCAGGAAGAAGAAGAGCAGCCAUAUGCCAAUGUGUUGCCUUCACAAUGCCGAGCCUUGUAUGACUACAAGGCCACCAUGGAUGAUGAGCUCAGCCUGUGCUCAGGUGACCUGGUGACAGUGCAUAGCCGUGCCGAAGAUGGCUGGUGGCAUGGUGAGAAAGAUGGCCACUGGGGUGUCUUUCCUGCCAGCUAUGUCCAGGAGCUUGGUCCGGAGCCUGGAUAGAGAGUCAAGGAUAUUUUUUUGAUGGACUGCGUUCAACAUUUGGUGCCACAUGGAACUGUAUUUUUAAUUUCUCGCUCACUGCAAUGCUGUGCAAGCAGACAUCAUGAAAGGCACUCAUGAGUAGGCGCACUUAUUGUCACUGUUGAAUUCACUUUGACAGAUGCUCGUCCCUACAGCUAAGCAUUGCAUAAGUGCCGACAAAAGUUGUGUGGGUCCAACCUGAGUGUGUUCUUCACGAGAACCGAAGAGAUCGACGUUCCAUGACAGUAUUGAUUCAAGCAAUGAGCACACGCUUGUUUAGAAGCGUAGACUGUUGGGCCAGUUGGUGCAUCAUGUAGUGUAGAGCGGAAUUAGGUGCAGGAAGAGACGAAGUGGACACUACAUGAUGCGUCAACUGGUGCAACAGUCUACGCUUCUGAACCUUUCUUCUACAAUGGGCUCUUUUCUGUCUUCUCUUCCUCCUUGUGAGCGGAGCGCUGCUUGCUGCAAAAAAGAGCGUCUGUCCUGUCCACUUCGUCUCUGUCUGCAUGUAAUUCCGCUCAACGAAACUACAUGACAUGCUUGUUUGUCUCGAGCAGCACGUCAGCCAGGCUUUACAACCCUGAUGAUUUCAUCACUGGCCACUGCACAACCACAGCUUGAGCUGCUACAAGCUGCUCAUCAGUAGCACAACUAGACUUGCAAUUGGCAGAUCUUCAUUCUUCCGUGUCUUCCAGUCACCCUUGAAUACCAUGGCUCAGUUCAAUAAAUCACAAGUGACAGAUUGGGAAGAUUGGCGCUGAUGACCAUAGACAUCUAAGAUACACUUUUCACCACCUAUGCAGCAGUUGGCCAUUUUGGGGCUAGCUGCAUGUUUGACGAGAUCUAUCAGUCUGUUUUUGUGGCAUUUAGAUAUUGUAUCAUAAUGUGAACAAAUUAAAGAGCAUGUUUGGGCCAGA
Molecule: messenger RNA, 2595 nt
Organism: Dermacentor silvarum
Lineage: Eukaryota; Metazoa; Arthropoda; Arachnida; Ixodida; Ixodidae
Gene: Nost
Product: nostrin-like
Biological process (GO): signal transduction
Cellular component (GO): plasma membrane; cytoplasm
Molecular function (GO): protein binding
Source: RefSeq, a predicted model, not a curated record